Cladocopium goreaui is the source of this 7254-nucleotide messenger RNA. Lineage: Eukaryota; Dinophyceae; Suessiales; Symbiodiniaceae. The record is from the annotation of a GenBank genome assembly.
AUGGGAAAGAUCAACCCGAAGUAUCAGAAGACCAGAGCAGUAGCCAAAGAGGUGGGGGAGCUCCUCCCCGAACUUAGACCUGGGGGCACAUACGAAAAGCUGGAUAUCCGUGGACCCGCCUCUAGCGGGGGCGUCGAUUCCGAAUUCUACCAACGAGGCGUCAAGGGUCGAGGUUCAGAAAGAAAACCCAAUGACGUAGCUGUUGUGGUGAAUGACCAAAUAGCUCGCUUGAAGGUAGACGGGGAUCAUUGGGCACGUGUGGAUCGAUACGGGUUAUGGGUUCGUCUCCGUGGAGUGAAGGGUUCCACGUCGAAAGCGCUUCGCCAAACGUUGGAACAGGAGGGGAAAAUCCAUCUCUGUCGCGAGCAGCGGUGUCCGCUUGAAUUGCAACCAACACCCGGUCUACAUUGCAAAGCUUACGCUUCGGUGGAUGCCAAUGGGCUGGUGGAUUUGGGAGCUUAUGCAGGGUGGUCCACCCGCAGGGUGAUCGUCUUGAUGGGUCGAUGGCUACGUAGAAUGGUGCGGGGGCUUAGUCUCUGCGUGUACUAUCUGACGGGAUGGUUCAUUCUCAGACAACUCUGGGCAAAGCGGACGCCACCCAGAACCAUAGUCGAAGGAGCCGUCGUCAGACCCUUGGAUGCGGAAUCUGAAUCUGAAGUAGAGGUACAAGAUGACCCUUGUGAGGCCGUAUUAGUCGGUUUGGAACAUGGAGGCAAACCGAGAGCAUUGGCCACAGACCCAUGUGCAGAUCGGGCUAUCGGAGAGCCGGUCCGGCUCCUGGAGAGGGACAGAGAACUCUCUGACGUCAAAAGGAGAUCCUCCGUCAGGCUUUGCGACCAUCAUCGGCAGCUCUACGUGGCGGCAUGUUCAAGCCGAAAAUGCAGCGUGUUGGCUUGCUACGAACAGGUUGAUGGUGCCAAACAGGGAGUUCCCCUCUGCAAGCACCACCUGACGGACCUUGGUGGUUGUGCUCGCCCUACCCGCAGGGUUAGCUGGACACAUGAGAGAGAUAGCUCCAUUGCACGAUCCGAGGCAUCUAUGUCCGAAGGAGAAUGCCUCACCCCUGCACGAAGAAGCCGCCGGAUCAUCUUUGACGGCGCUGAACGACUUGGGCCCAGGGCUGCUUCGGCCGAUCCUAGUGAAUCCCAGAAGAAGAUUGAAGGCAAGCUUGAGAAGGGCCCGUGCAUGGUGCUCCUCAGACCAAAGUCAUUACAAACCGCGGAGGCCCCACCCAGGUGGACUGCAUGGUUGGGGCGCAUCGAGGGGUUCGCCGAAGAAGGGCGCAGCCAGGAGCUGCUCGAAGUCCACAUCCCUUCCUUGAAGCAAACGUGUGUGAUCCACAGAAGGCUGUUGAAAGGGUCCCCUCGAGACAACGGGGCGGGUCGAAUUAGUAAGCAUUGGGUGCAGAAGUUCCUUCAGCAUACCCAUGACGAAGAAGUCGGCCAAGGGAUAUCGGUCUUGGUCGCGCGCCUGUCCGAAGACCAAGCAGCGGCCCUGAAUGGGAGACUCUACCGGGAGAUCCUCCCACAUGCUGAUGCAUAUUUGCGUGAAGAAGCUGAGAUGUCCGACGACUUUAUGACACCGCCAAAGCCGAAAGUCGAGCUGGAAGAGGGUGCGGGACCGGCGAUUCCACCCUUCCCAGACCUAGAUGAUUCAGAUCGCCAGGGAAGAAUGGAGGCGGCUCGAAGAGCUCUUGACCAGCACAUUGAGGGAGAGAUAGAUUCCGAAGUGUUGCAGACCGUGGCCACUGCCUUCGACCUAGAUCAUGAGCAACUGGCUCAGUCGAUGUAUGCGAGGAAUCACCGCCUUAGCUACUCGAAGCCAACGACACCACCAGGAUUGGGAGCCGACCAAAGCGAAAUGGAGUUUGCAAGAAGACCCGUGACGGCAACUAUGCCAGGAGGAGUGACCGUAAAGCCAGCAGUCCCCCGGCCGGCGAAUCCACUUCUGCCGAGGAGCUCCUCCUCAAUCUCCCCGGUCCAGAGAGGUGGAUUGUCGCUCUUUCCCAAGGGGUCAGGCGGUCGAAACAGUCUCGUGAAACCAGCAUCGGAGCAGAUGCCGGAGGGCAGAGCAGGAGCCACGUUCGGAGAAGCCCUCGGAGACAGCACACAAGUCCAGAGCGCGGACCGCAUCAUUCACGCCAUCGACGGUCUGAGAAGAGCACAGGAUGACGACAAAAACCUCACGAAAGGGACCUUGAGUUCUAUCAAAGAGGCGGAGAAGAUGGACGUCUUCCUGGCACGAGGCUGUGGCACCCUGACCGUUGAACUCGCACCGGGAGUGUACGGGAAGGAACUUUUCCACGCGGGGAAAAGGGUGGCAAAUCACGCUCGCCAUAUGCUGCACUUGAUCAAAUGGCCGGUGCUGAUGACCAACAGGGUCCUACUUGGCAUCGCUGGUCUGUGGUGGGGUGGCAAAGACACACGCAAGUACGCGGAAAACUCAGUUCGUGUGUUUGGAUCCUGCUAUGGUACAGAGCAUAUCCAAGAAAGGCUCGAUUGUCUCCAAGCCCUGAAGGAGGCCCAUGAAGAAGACGAGCAUGCCUUCCCAGCUGCCUACUGCAUCGAGCUCUUUGAGGAACUUGUCGCGGCUUGGUGCGAAGAACUGCGAGAAAGCAGAAGGAAACUCUGCUCUCUGCUGGGGACCGAAAAUCCACGGCUUGAAGACCUGAAGCUGCUAGCUUUGGCGCCGGGAGCGGAUGGGCAAGCAAACUUCCAGUUUCCAAGCAUAUGGGAUCUGGGCGACCCGAACGGAUAUUACCAGACAGUUGUGGUACCCAGGCAGCAAAGGCAAAUGUCGAGGCUGCUCCACAAGCAGCUGCACGACCACAACCUCAAGCAGAAGAAGACAGCUGGUCCAGCUGAAGAUGAAGAGCCAAGGACAGGGAAAGCCCCAAAGCUUAACCUGAAAGACAAAGAGGCCGAUGGAUAUGCGGGCGGCAGCAUGAAAUCAGCCUACCCAGCUGGAAAACGGCUUACACAAGGAGAAGCUUCACGGUCCGUGGAGCACGCACCUAAGGAUCCCAAGACCAACAAACCUAUCUGCUGGGAUGCGGCCACACACAUGGGAUGCACAAGAGGCGACAAGUGCCAGCACGCGCACGAGCCUUUGCCGGGAUUGGCCAAACUUGACUACACAGUUGCCAUGCAGGUCAUUCGAAGAGGAGGACUCAAAGGUGGGCCGAAAAUCGAUCCCAAAGAGGUCGACGGAAGGGUCGCUCAGCUGCGAACCCAGGCAGCGGCGGAUAAGGCCGACAAGAUCCAACCUAGCAAGAAAGCGAAAGUCAAGCCCAAGCCAAAGGCCAAAGCUGGGAAGGAAGCUGAGGGUAAAGCUGAAGAAGACAAGGUUGGGAACACCCAGUGGGUCGCACCUGAAGACUAUGAUAUCCCUCUGACCCAUCUCGAGACUGACUUGCAAGAGGCGGUUCAGGGCCCAGAUGAGGGCUGGCUGCGAAUACCCUCACAACCCACUGAGCAAGAAGCCGCUCCGGCUUGGGAUGACCAGAGCCAAGAGGAGCGGGAAAGGCUGAAACGAUGGAAGUCGCUGGAGGAGAAAGGGGUUCUGGCGGCCUUGGAGUCGCCCACGGAUUAUCUCAGGUCCCAUGUGAUUGCACGCAUGAUGGCAGCACAAGAUGAAGGAUAUGAACUGGAGCUGAACCGGUGUCUCGAAGAUGCGGCAGAACAUGGACAUCCCGCGCUCUCUAAGGAAGCCGGACGUCAACUUGAGCUCCUCAAGCACGAGCCAAAAGCGGGUCACCAAGCGGAUGUCGAAUUUACGCCCAUCACAUGGGACGAGGGUAUUGGUCAUGGCCUGUUGAACUUUCAAGGAAACUUGUCGCAUAUCGGCUCAGUCACGGUCCGUGACUACCAGGAUCGCUUGAACGCAAAAGACAGCGAGGUCCCACUGCAAGACGGGCAGUUGGAAGAAGAGCGCCAAUGCCUGCCUCUUCAUGUGGGUGUCGGGUUAGCGUUGGCCGAUGAUCCAUCUGUAGAACUACGAGAGGCCGUAGCCAGAGCCAACCAGUUGAGAAAACAUCUCUGGGAUGAAGCAGUGGAGGCUCACGCACACCUUGGCGAUCCGCCAGCGUGGAUACCUGAGGGCGAGCACUUCUUGCGUCAAAACGUCCAUGAUUGCCUCUAUCCUCACCACGAGAAAGACUACCGCGCCUUGCAAACCCUCACAGGAUCCAUGCUGCAAGGAUACACGUUGGCGGUCCUCAGGAUUUCCUAUUUUGGUCGGUUGGAGGUCGACUUGCUCCACGGAGAUGAUGCUGGCAAUGGGAAGCUAGUUUUCGUUACCAUCCACCGGGGGCAUAUGCGCCUGCUUCUUCCACAACAGCCCCAGCAGCUGUUGGAUCACCUGAGGACUGCAGACAAGGUCACCAGGGAACUUCAGGUUGAACAUUGGAGGGUGAUCUUGGACCAGAGCAAAGUGGAGGAUCAGAUGGUUCCAGCCAAGUCCCCCGCCUGCACAAGAUGCCAGCAACAGCAGCAAAGGCCUUAUCGUGUUGGUGAAGGAUUCCCGUUGCCACCGGCUUCAUUUGAGUCCUGCUUGCAGGAUGAUCCACAGGCUCUUCAAAACAGCGGUGUGCCUCUGCGAAAAAGGCUCGCCUUCGCCUAUGGGCCAAUUGGUCAAGAGGUGUACGCUGGAUGGGCAGGAUGGACCAAGGGGCUUCAGUACCAGGGGAUCCCGUGCGGAGAACCCAUUGAAUACUAUGAGGACCCGAUCGAGCAAAAGGGCUUUAAGCCGCAGCAUGAUACCCGUGACCCGAAGGUCCGAGAACGAUUGCUGGGAUUAGCUGGUGCUCCACCAGGGCCCGAUGUCCCCAACACUUGGCAGCUUGGAGUCGUUUGUACUUCCUUCUGCGACCACCAGCUGAAGAACGGUGGCAGCAGGACCUGGCAACGCCCACAAGGCGACGGCACUCGUCCCUCUGAAGUUCAAGGAAAUGAAGACGCAGAGUUCGCAGCCGAACUUUGUACGGUUCUGGCGGACAACGGAAGAGUCUUCGCAUUGGAGAGUAGCGCGCCGUCGGGCCGCUACCCCAAGAUAUGGGACCUGCCUUGUAUGCAGAGGCUCCGCCGCCGCACCGGCGCAAAAAUUGUCUCUAUGGCUAUGUGCGCUUGGGGUCUGGGACCGCCUGAGACUGAGGAGGGCCUGUUUCAUCGCAAGCAUUCUUGGUGGCUGGUCUCCCCAGAACUCUACCCAUGGGCCUUGUUAUUCCUUGGUAGGCAGUGCCCAGGAGUCGGCCCGACUCACCAGCACGCACCCUUGAAGGGACCCAGUCCAAUUCCUCAAGUACCUCUCACUCGACUGGCACAGCAAUACGCACCAGCUUUGUGUGCAGCCUGGGGUCUGGUAGUCCGAGCAGCCUUUGAAGAAUGGAGCUGGACAACAUAUCUGCAAGAGCACAGCGUGCUCAAAGCCCUAGAGAAAUGUUGGACCGAACUGGACGCACCCCCUUGGCCGGCUGAUCCAGCCAAUACGUUGGAGCGAACCCUUGGCCAACAUUUGGCACCGGUGGUUGCUGGCCAAGCGGAUGGACCAGGCCUCCCACAUGGCUACACCUGUUCAGGAUGCGAACUCCAACAGAUGGUCUACCCUUGUACGUUUUGUGGGGGGGAGGGGUCUGUUUCCGAUCCCGAAAAGCAAGCUGAGGGGCAGGGCACAAGGGCAGGCAGCGUCGACGACGCCAAUGGCCAAAGCACUGCUGAGAAAUACUUGGAGGUAUGCCAGAGUGCUUACAGCAAGGAGGCAGUGAGAAAAGCCACAGAGGCAGGAAAUGCGUUGUUGAGGGCCGCCGGCUCGGUGCCAAGAGCAGCUGAAUUAGUCAACAAAGCGAGGCUGAGGAAGUAUGGGGAACACUUCCAGAAGGCAAAGGAAGGAGCAUUGAAAGGGCUCAGCCCCCUACACGAGCAAUACUUGAAAGACUGUGUGCUCAAGGGCGUGCCCAGCCGAGCUAAGAGUACCCCCAAGAGAGAGAAGGCCCGAAACCACGGCUCCGUCAGGGGGCACGAGGAAGAGAUGCUGCAGAAGGCAUGGAAAGACGCAUCUUAUGGGGCGGUACUUCUGUGUUCCACAGAGACCGAGGACCAAGAAGAAAAUCGGCAAAUCGACCAGAUACUGACCGAGAGCAAGGUGGCCGAGAGCCCUCUCGGCCGAGUGCCCAAGCAAAACCCCGACAGAACCAUCUCAGCGGAAGGUCGUCCCAUCAACGAUAUGCGAGCCAGGAAUGCUUCGGGCUCCAAAUACGACCACCCACCCGCCGCUCAGCCUAGGCACAGAGCAGUGGUCAGGCAAAGCCUUUGGUGGAGGGUGCGACACCCGAAGGUUCCACAGAGGUGUGCGAAACGCGAUGUGCCAAGGGCUUUCAAGUGGCACUUCCUCAAGCCGGGCGAUGUCCCUGAAUUCUGCACGAGGAUUCUAGGUGUGCUGAUCCUGAGUCUGGUGAUGGUGUUCGGUUGGGUAGGAGCGCCAGGGGAGUUCGUGAUAUGGGCCACCGCAGCCCAAAAGCACCACGGGUCGUUCCGACCAUGCCAUCCUCAAUUCAACGAUGUGGUUCCCUACACCAGCCGAUGGCUGAUAGAUGACGGCGUGGUGGUAGAGCCACUAGUGGGGAAUAGGAUCCAGAGAUCCCUGUCAGCAAUGGAUGCAGCUAUGGUAUCAGUCUGGGGCCCUGGAGCCAUCAAUCUCGACAAGCUCGCCGAAGAAGGCACCCCGGCAAAAUCCCAGCUCCUGUGGGGCCUCCACCUAGACUUUGAAGAACAGGUUGUGGUCCUCCCGGAACCGAAGCGAAUAAAGGCGAAGUAUCUCCUAAGAGAGCCUCAGCUUCAAAGGGGGUGCCAACGAUUUCUACAUCAAGUCAUGGGAAGGUCCAUAGGUGGGGUCAGACAAAGGUUGUCAGCCAUUCGUUAUGCACAUGUUGCGGCAGGAUACCCUGAUCCACUGGUCGGGCGACCUCGGUUGUGGGCAGCGGUUGCGGGUCUACAACGUUGGGAAGGUGCCCCAAAACGAAAGCUCCCUGUUACCCCCAACAUGUUGCGAUGGUUGGUCCAGCACUUGAAAAGUAGCGGUUUAUCAGUUGUCGAUCAAACCAUGAUCAAAGGAGCCCUUCUUACAGGUUGGUUUUUCAUGAUGCGGGCCAGUGAACUCUUGCCCAGUAUCAAUGGAGAAGACCCCAUGAAUAGGGCGCUCCGCCCAGCUGAUGUUGCUUUCUUUUCGCAUGGGCAGCCUACCAUAGCCAACAGAGGCUAA